Molecule: messenger RNA, 2017 nt
Organism: Silurus meridionalis
Lineage: Eukaryota; Metazoa; Chordata; Actinopteri; Siluriformes; Siluridae
Gene: antxr2b
Product: ANTXR cell adhesion molecule 2b
Exons: 17
Coding region: 338-1798 (486 amino acids)
Cellular component (GO): membrane
Molecular function (GO): signaling receptor activity
Source: RefSeq, a predicted model, not a curated record
UUUGCGCGCGCGCACACACACACACACACACAGAAAUCAGGGCUGGCAGAAUCUCAGGCCUCCACAAUCGUACUCAAGGGAUUUAAGGAUCUAUUUUUUCCACUUUAAAAUAUUAUUUAUAAUAUUUUUACUCCUAAUAAUUGAACAUGGUAACUAUGGCAACCCGGGUGGUAUGGAAGCUCGCGCUGUUGGAACGCAGUUCGGUGCAGUUCUAACUUUUCUCCUGAGUUCAGAGAGUAUGCGGGUUAUCGCGGCGUGUUGCUCUGCGCCCUAGUUUUCUUUAAUUGCGGGUUUUGUUUUAGUGCUCGUGCACGUUCGGUGUGUCCCGGUCGGAGAAAUGCACGUUCACGCAGCCGCGGCUCGGUUCCUCCGCCUGUGCGCGCUCGGUGUGUGUGUGAGUGUGUGUGGAGGAGAGGACGGGUCCUGCCAUGGAGCUUUUGAUUUAUACUUUGUGCUGGACAGGUCCGGCAGUGUGUCCACCAACUGGGGGGAGAUAUACGGAUUUGUGGAGCAGCUAACUAAUCGCUUUGUGAGCCCCAAGAUGAGGGUUUCAUUUAUCGUGUUCUCUUCGAGUGCUGAGGUCAUUCUCCCACUGACUGGAGACAGAGAUGAUAUAGAGAAAGGUUUGGAGCGCUUAAGUAAAAUCAGACCUGCUGGUGACACCUACAUGCAAGAGGGACUGAAACAGGUUAUAGAGCAGAUGAAAGCUCAGAGCACGAAGGCAUCCAGCAUCGUCAUCGCACUGACUGAUGGGAAACUGGGCGUGUACCCACAUGAGCUUUCAGUGCAGCAGGCGGAUCUGGUGAGACAGUAUGGAGCCCGUGUUUACUGUGUAGGAGUGAAGGACUUUGAUGUUCUACAGCUUGUUGAUAUUGCAGACAACAGGGAUCAGGUGUUUCCUGUGCUGGAUGGAUUCCAGGCGCUUAAGUCGAUUGUGAAUUCUAUUUUACAGAAGUCCUGCGUGGAGAUCUUAAACGUAGAGCCUUCCAGUGUUUGUGUCAACGAAUCCUUUAACAUUGUUUUAAGAGGGAGGGGCUUCACUCAGGGGCGGAGCUCGGACGGUGUGGUCUGUACACUGUCUGUAAACCAACAGGAAACCUACAAUGAAAAGCCGAGCAUUGUGAAGGACUCUUAUGUGCUGUGUCCAGCUCCAGUGUUGACUGAAGUUGGACACUCAAUCGAAGUGCUGAUUAGCUUUAAUCACGGCCACUCCUACGUUUCAAGUCCGAUCACGAUCCACGCCACCACGUGUUCGAACGGCAUUGUGGUGGCUUUGGUUCUCCUGGUUCUGCUACUGCUGGUGGCACUGGUUCUGCUGUGGUGGUUCUGGCCGCUCUGCUGUACCGUGGUCAUUAAAGAUCCUCCACCCUCUCGACCUCCUCCUCCUCCACCUCCUCCUCUAAUCGAGCCAGAGGAAGACCCCCUACAGAAGAAGAAAUGGCCCACUGUGGAUGCGUCAUACUAUGGAGGCCGAGGAGUCGGGGGGAUUAAACGCAUGGAGGUUCGUUGGGGAGAACGAGGCUCCACUGAGGAAGGAGCACGACUGGAGAAAGCCAAGAACGCCGUGAUCACAAUGCCCGAGGAGGAGGAACUGAACGAGCCAAUUGAGAGAGCUCCUCGUAGACCAGCACCACCCCAUCCACCCCCACCCCCUACUAAAUGGUACACCCCGAUUAAGGGCCGUUUUGACGCUCUGGUAGCAUUGCUGCGGCGACAGUACGACCGAGUGGCUGUGAUGAGACCUACAACACACGAUAAGGGUCGCUGCAUGAAGUUCACAAGGAUUCAGAGUCACUAGUUUUCCCACUGUGUGCUAUUGUGUGCACUGUGUGUUAUUGUUGUUGAUGAUUUGUUAUAGAUGAUUUGUUAUAAGCAAUGCCCUGCCUUUAGAGACUGUAUUCUAUGUCUCUACUCUAGACUACUCUGAAGUUCUCUUUUAUUGGUCGAUUCUGCUGAUUUUUUUAGUUUUUGCACCUGUGCCUUGUUUUGACACGUUUUGUAUAAAGUUUUACACAUA